Molecule: messenger RNA, 2464 nt
Organism: Trifolium pratense (red clover)
Lineage: Eukaryota; Viridiplantae; Streptophyta; Magnoliopsida; Fabales; Fabaceae
Exons: 8
Coding region: 175-2028 (617 amino acids)
Source: RefSeq, a predicted model, not a curated record
UAUAAUUAUAUUAUAUAAAUAAACCAUAUACAUAUAUUUAUUUACAUUACAUUACAUAAAUAUCAAUACCCGCCAUAUUUACUCUCUGCGCUUGUUACUUCUUCUCUAACACUCUUUCUUCUUCUGCUAAAUACAAAUGCAAAUGUCAAUAAUGCAAAUCGAUGUUUGUUAACAAUGCGGGAUUUAGGGUUUCACGAACAACGACGCUCAUGGAGGCGUAACACCGCUCCAACAAGACGUAACGCCGCCGCUGCCGCUGCCUCCGCCGGCGAUACAAGUCCUGACUCUGUCAUCUUUACUCUCGAAUCUAACUUGAGUCUCUUCUCUUCUGCUUCCGCUAGCGUCGAUCGCUGUUCCUUCGCUUCCGAUGCUCAUGACCGCGACUCUUUAAACUCCGAAAUCUCACUGCAUUUGGCAGGUCACGGUGGUGAUUUUGCUCCGAGUGAAAGCUGGAGCGGUCCAGAUCCGGAUCCGGAUCCGAAUCAAAACAAACAGCAACAUGCAGAUUCAGUACAGAAAAAGAAGAUUCGCGAAACUAUUUUCUCUGGAAAAGGAGAAAAAACAAAAGUUCAAAAGGAAGACAGUGACGUUGACACUGAAGAAGACGGAAAUCAACUUGUGGAAUUUGAUUCUGCAAGAAACUCUUUCUCUCUAGCUCUUAAAGAAUGUCAAGAUCGGAGAUCGAGAUGUGAAGCUUUAUUCAAGAAGCAAGAUCGGAGAAGACCUGCUUCGUUAGAUCUGAACAAUGCUAAUGCAAUUGGAACUGUUUCUGUUUCGCCUCGUUUGGGAGUUGGAGCUAUGAAGAAGAGUACGGUUGCGUCUCGGAGAUCUGGCUCUGGUACUGGUACUGGUACUUUUCCGAGUCCUGGUACUCCGAAUUAUCGUCAUUGUCAGGGUGGUGUUGCAAUGCAAAAGGGUUGGAGUUCUGAGAGAGUUCCUUCGCAUACGAGUGGGGCUCGCAAGCAAGUUGGUAAUGGUACAGGUGCAUUGUGUUUAACCAAUGGGAGAACGUUGCCGUCUAAGUGGGAAGAUGCUGAGAGAUGGAUUUUGAGUCCUGUUUCGGGUGAUGGAGCUGGGAGGGCCUCAGUUCCACAGCCAUUGAGAAGGCCUAAGUCGAAGAGUGGUCCACUCGGUCCGCCUGGUGUUGCAUAUUAUUCGCUGUAUUCGCCUGCAGGUCACUUUUUUGAUGGAGGGAAUUUUAUGACAGCUUCACCUUUUUCUGCUGCUGUUAAUGCUUCAGCUGAUGGGUUUGCAAAUAGUUCUGGUGGUAAUGGUGGUGGAGCACUUCCCACACGAACGGAUCCUUGCAUGGCUCGCUCAGUUAGUGUACAUGGCUGUUCUCAGACGCAGGGUCAAUCGUCAAUUCCCACCCGAGAGGAGAAGUUUGAUGCUUUUAAGGAUGCGGGCACCAAUGUAUCUCCUGCUGUUUCAAGAAGAGAUAUGGCAACCCAGAUGAGCCCAGAGGGCAGCUCAUGCUCCUCUCCCAAUAUGAGAACUUCUUUCUCUGCUUCCACUCCACCUGCCCUGCCUAUCACAGAGCUGCAGAGUGCCUCUUUCUCUAAAAUGGAUAUCAGGGAUGUGCAGGUAGAUGAACGUGUAACCAUGACAAGGUGGUCAAAGAAACACAGAGCCCUAUUCACUGGUAGAGGUUCAGAAAAUGUUGACAGCUGGAAAAAGAAAGAAACAAGCACUGAAUCUUCAUCUUGGGAAAUUUCUGAAAGCUCAAAGACUGUUUCAAAGGCUAAAAGGGAGGAAGCCAAAAUCACUGCAUGGGAGAACUUGCAAAAGGCAAAAGCUGAGGCUGCAAUACGGAAACUAGAGAUGAAGUUGGAAAAGAAGCGAGCAUCUUCCAUGGACAAGAUUAUGAACAAACUGAGAUUUGCUCAGAAAAAGGCUCAAGAUAUGAGAAGUUCAGUUUCAGCCAACCAGGCUCAUCAAAUUGCCCAAACUUCUCACAAGGUUAUGUCAUUUCGGAGAGCCAGCCAGAUGGGUACUUUGAGUGGCUGUUUCACCUGUCAUACCUUUUAAGCUUCGCCAGCAUUCUUUUCUGUUCAAGUGAAGCUGGGUUUCAGAAAUCAGAAGGAUUUAAAUCUGCCACGGGCUAAUGAUUGCAAGAUGGAGAAAGAGACGGAGCAGCUUACUAUGUUGACACUAAGUUGGUGUCAUUGCGGUUUUACAAUGCAUGAAGUACAAACACUUUAGCCAGUAGAAUCUAAGUGCCUUGUAGCCUCGCCCUUUGGAGUUCGGAUUCAGAGAUAAAUAAUAUAUAUGUACGUACGUAGGCCAAACUUUAGAAAGAAGCCUCUUUUUUUUUUUUUUUUUUUUUAAUUUCAAGUCUGGUUACUUGACAGUUUGAUGUUCAAAUGUAAUCUAUUAAUAGUAUCUAUAGUAGAAUGAUAUAUUAAUCUCACUCUGGAAUUUACCCUUUUCUUCUCAAAAUCACGCAUGCUUCAAUUUGUUCUUA